AUGUCGGACCUCGACAGACAAAUAGAGCAGCUGAAGAAAUGCGAGCCAUUGAAGGAAUCGGAAGUGAAAGCUCUUUGCCUCAAAGCUAUGGAAAUCCUCGUCGAAGAGAGCAACGUUCAACGCGUCGAUGCUCCCGUCACUAAGAUAAUUUUGAACAAGAACCUUUGGGUCAGGAUGCUCUUUGGUGCAACUAAUGUAUCCAGUAGGUCGGCAUUCAGUCGUCUUAGGUUGAGUUUAGUUCCAAAUGAUGCCAUAAUUUUGAUAUGUGGAGAUAUCCAUGGACAGUUUUAUGACAUGAAAGAGCUUUUCAAAGUAGGAGGGGAUUGCCCAAAGACCAAUUACUUGUUUCUUGGAGAUUUUGUUGACAGAGGAUUUUACUCUGUUGAGACAUUUCUGCUUCUAUUAGCGCUUAAGGUGAGAUAUCCAGAUCGGAUAACACUCAUUAGGGGGAAUCAUGAGAGCCGUCAGAUAACACAGGUAUAUGGAUUUUAUGAUGAGUGUUUACGUAAAUAUGGAUCAGUGAAUGUUUGGAGAUAUUGCACCGAUAUAUUUGAUUAUUUGAGUCUGUCAGCACUCAUUGAGAAUAAGGUUUUUAGCGUCCAUGGUGGUCUCUCUCCUGCUAUAUCAACAUUGGAUCAGAUCCGAACAAUUGAUAGGAAGCAAGAAGUACCUCAUGAUGGUGCCAUGUGUGAUCUUCUGUGGUCAGAUCCUGAAGAUAUUGUUGAUGGUUGGGGGUUGAGUCCACGUGGUGCUGGUUUUCUAUUUGGUGGCAGUGUGGUCACUUCUUUCAACCACUCAAACAAUAUUGAUUACAUAUGUCGUGCUCAUCAGUUGGUGAUGGAAGGGUAUAAGUGGAUGUUCAGGAACCAAAUAGUCACUGUCUGGUCAGCUCCAAACUACUGUUACAGAUGUGGUAAUGUUGCUGCAAUACUUGAGCUGGAUGAGAACCUUAACAAGCAGUUUCGUGUGUUUGAUGCUGCUCCACCGGAAUCUAGAGGUGCACCUGCCAAAAAGCCAGCCCCUGAUUACUUCUUAUGA
Dovyalis caffra is the source of this 1038-nucleotide messenger RNA. Lineage: Eukaryota; Viridiplantae; Streptophyta; Magnoliopsida; Malpighiales; Salicaceae. The record is from the annotation of a GenBank genome assembly.